This is a messenger RNA of Candidozyma duobushaemuli, 882 nucleotides long. RefSeq lists its product as uncharacterized. Gene Ontology annotation, biological process: rRNA processing. The transcript has a single exon. The record is from RefSeq and is a predicted model, not a curated record. Lineage: Eukaryota; Fungi; Ascomycota; Pichiomycetes; Serinales; Metschnikowiaceae. Gene Ontology annotation, cellular component: preribosome, small subunit precursor; preribosome, large subunit precursor; nucleus. The coding region runs from base 1 to 882 and encodes 293 amino acids.
AUGCUGAGCAACGCUAACAACUUUGUUAGAAAGCUCGCUCAUAAUGAUGCUGCAGUGAGACUGUCAGCUUUCGAGGCGCUCACCAAGUUUCUUAGGAAUAGACUGAUCAAGAAGCUUGACAGAAUAGAACUUGAGAAGCUCUGGAAGGGUCUUUACUACUCCAUGUGGUACUGUGACAAACCUAUUCCCCAACAAGCCUUAGCCGGAAACAUUGGUAAACUCUUCAGUGAAGUCAUUCCCGAACCAAAAUUGAAGGAUUUCCACGAAGCCUUCUGGCUCAUUAUCUCGAAAGAGUGGCCCACCAUAGAUAAAUGGAGAAUCGACAAGUACUUGAUGUUGAUAAGAAGAGUGAUUAGACAUCAGCUUUUCCGUCUAGAGGCCAACAACUGGAGAAAGGAUACCCUCAAGGAUUUCAUUGAGGUUUUGCAAACACUUCCGUUGAGUGAUGAUCCAAAGAUGCCUAAGGCGCUCUCAUACCACAUCUGUGAUCUUUUCCUCGAUGAGAUUGAGUAUGUUAUCUUCAAAGAUUUAAGAGACUUUAAUGAAGAGGAGAAUGAAGAGGAGAAAGAUGAUGAUGAUGAAGACGACGAGGAAGAUGAGAAAGAGAAAGAUGAGGCCCAUGAGAAUGGCGAUAAGGAUGACAACGAAGAUGAGACUGAAGAGUCAACUGAAAAGGACGACGAAAAGAAGAAAGAGAUCCUCAAGAAGACUCCUCUUAAGAAGUUGCUCGUGCCAUUUGAGGCAACUGCCAAGGAUGCAAAGUUCAAGCCGUUGAGAGAGAAGUGCAAAGAGGUGCUUGCAGACGAGAGAUUGCAAGAAUGGGGCAUCAUCGACAAGGAAGACUCCGAUGACUCAGACGAAGAAGAGUGGACUGGCUUUUAA